AUCAUCUGCACCCAGAAUGCACCUGUGAAAACACCUUUAACCAAUUAGUAUGCUCCUUUGAGUGCACAACAAAGGUCAAUUUUGAAAUGAGUUAGAGGACUGCAUUUGUGAUAUACUGUCUUUUGUUUUCAAUGCAAUACAGACAUCUACAAACCGGGCGUCUGUGGGGUCCAGCCGGUCCUCUGGAGGAGUGCCGGUGAACUGAGGCCCAGCUGCAUCCAGAGCUGCAAACAUCACAUCAGCAGGGUCAGGCAGGCCGAUGGGAUGUACACUUAACAACUGACACACAGGCUUAGAAAUCCCCUGAGCUGAGAGGAGCGGCAGGUGGGUGCAGUGGCGUUGCUAGAAGACAUUAAGGAAGCAGGACAUCCGGGAUGGCUGGAAGGAGACGAGGCCGAGGCAGCAACGCUCAGCAACAACAGGCCCCACAGAACCAGAGAGGAGGCCCUCGCAGGGCUUUGCGAGAGCCAGCUACUUUUGCCAAGUCUACAGGUUGUGAAUCACAGAUCCCACAUGAAAAGUUGACCAUUUUCCAAGCGAAGAGAGGCACGCCAGCUCAUCGUCCAGUGCGAGUCUACGCUGAUGGGAUCUUUGAUCUUUUCCAUUCGGGGCAUGCUCGAGCUCUGAUGCAGGCCAAAAAUGUGUUCCCCAACACACACCUGAUAGUAGGAGUCUGCAGCGAUGAACUCACCCACAAGUUUAAGGGCUACACGGUGAUGACAGAGGAUGAGCGCUACGACGCCCUGAGGCACUGCCGUUACGUUGACGAGGUGGUGCGGGACGCUCCCUGGACCCUUUCCACAGAGUUCCUCAAGAAGCAUAAGAUUGACUUUGUGGCCCAUGAUGAUAUUCCUUACACCUCUGCUGGGUCAGAGGAUGUUUAUAAACACAUCAAGGAAGCAGGGAUGUUCGUGGCCACUGAGAGGACAGAAGGCAUCUCCACAUCUGAUCUGAUCACUCGUAUCGUCCGAGACUACGACAUUUAUGCUCGACGCAACCUGCAAAGAGGCUACACAGCCCGGGAACUGAAUGUUGGAUUCAUUAAUGAGAAGAAAUACCGCCUCCAGGAACAGGUGGACAAGAUGAAAGAGACGGUCCGUACGGUGGAGGAAAAGUCCAAACACUUUGUCUACAGAGUGGAAGAGAAGAGCCAGGACCUCAUCCACAAGUGGGAGGAGAAGUCACGAGAAUUCAUCAGCAACUUCUUGGAGCUUUUUGGACCUGAUGGAGCCUGGCAUGCGAUUCAGGAGCGAAGCGGCCGUAUGAUCCAGGCCCUGUCACCUUACUCCUCACCCCGUGGUUCCCCCAGCAGCAGUCCCACCAGAAGACGCUCCGUUUCUCCGGACUCCUCCCCGACCUCUGCCUUGGCCUCCCCCUCCUCUCUCUCCCCUCCUUCCUCCCCAUCCUCGCCAAAGAGGGCCUCACGCUCCUCUGUCAAUGCUGCCUCCACAUACAGAGAACAUGAACAAUGAGCUCAUCAUGAUGUACUCAUCUUUGUUGGUCUUCUUACUGGCUAUUGGUCAUUAAUCUGGUACAUAAUAUGUCUAAGGAGGCUAUUAAUUGAAAUGAACAAAUAAAGGAAGUACUUUA
This is a messenger RNA of Sebastes umbrosus (honeycomb rockfish), 1590 nucleotides long. Its product is annotated as choline-phosphate cytidylyltransferase B-like. Lineage: Eukaryota; Metazoa; Chordata; Actinopteri; Perciformes; Sebastidae. The record is from RefSeq and is a predicted model, not a curated record. The transcript has 10 exons. The coding region runs from base 375 to 1472 and encodes 365 amino acids. Gene Ontology annotation, molecular function: choline-phosphate cytidylyltransferase activity; phosphatidylcholine binding. Gene Ontology annotation, biological process: CDP-choline pathway.